AUGGUCCAGAUCAGCGAGGUGAAGGGCAAUUCGCGCGAGAACCGGACGGCAGCCCAUACGCACAUUAGGGGUCUUGGUUUGCGUUUGGAUGGAACACCAGAACAAUCUGGUGAUGGAUUCAUUGGACAGGCCGCUGCUCGUGAGGCAUGUGGUGUCGUGGUAGACUUGAUCAAAGCGAAGAAGAUGGCUGGUCGGGCUGUUCUUCUUGCAGGUGGACCUGGAACUGGAAAGACAGCGCUUGCUCUCGCCGUGUCGCAGGAGCUGGGGACCAAGGUUCCGUUUUGUCCGAUCGUGGGCAGUGAGAUCUAUUCUGCUGAAGUCAAGAAGACUGAAGCGCUUAUGGAAAACUUCCGGAGGGCGAUUGGUCUGCGAGUGCGCGAAACCAAAGAAGUAUACGAAGGCGAAGUCACAGAACUCACACCCGAGGAAACCGAAAACCCGUUGGGAGGAUAUGGGCGGACCAUAAGUCAUUUGAUCAUUGGAUUGAAGUCGGCCAAGGGCACCAAGAAACUGCGUCUCGACCCUAGUAUCUACGAAGCGAUCCAGAAGGAGCGAGUUACCGUUGGAGACGUUAUCUACAUCGAAGCCAACACCGGAGCUUGCAAGCGAGUUGGGCGAUCGGAUGCCUAUGCGACCGAAUUCGACCUUGAGGCGGAGGAAUACGUGCCAGUCCCGAAGGGAGAAGUUCACAAGAAGAAGGAAAUUGUCCAGGAUGUGACGCUACAUGACUUGGACAUGGCCAACGCUCGGCCACAAGGUGGACAGGACGUUAUGAGUAUGAUGGGACAGCUUAUGAAGCCGAAGAAGACGGAGAUCACGGACAAGCUGCGCCAGGAGAUCAACAAGGUGGUCAACCGCUACAUCGACCAGGGUGUCGCUGAGCUUGUUCCUGGCGUUCUGUUCAUUGAUGAGGUCCACAUGCUUGACAUUGAAUGCUUCACUUACCUGAACCGGGCCCUCGAAUCCUCCAUCUCCCCCAUCGUUAUCCUCGCUUCGAACCGUGGAAAUACCGUCAUCCGUGGCACCGACGACAUUACCGCGGCACACGGCAUUCCUCCCGACCUCCUUGCCCGACUCCUCAUCAUCCCCACUCAGCCUUACGCUCCCGAAGAGAUCAAGACCAUUGUCCGGUUGCGUGCAAAGACCGAAGGCCUCAACAUCACCGAUCCCGCGCUGGAGAAGGUUGCAGAGCAUGGCAGCAAGAUCAGCAUGCGGUAUGCUCUGCAAUUGCUGACACCGGCUAGUAUCCUUGCACGGGUAAACGGUCGGCCAGGAGGUAUCGAGGAGGCCGACGUGGCAGAGUGCGAGGAUCUGUUCCUCGAUGCCAAGCGGAGUGCUUCGAUUGUGAACAAGGACAGUGGGAAUUUCCUGUGA
This is a messenger RNA of Aspergillus ruber CBS 135680, 1374 nucleotides long. It is a transcript of the gene rvb1, whose product is annotated as RuvB family ATP-dependent DNA helicase pontin. The record is from RefSeq and is a predicted model, not a curated record. Bases 1 to 1374 code for a protein of 457 amino acids. Gene Ontology annotation, cellular component: R2TP complex; Swr1 complex; Ino80 complex. The transcript has 4 exons. Gene Ontology annotation, biological process: box C/D snoRNP assembly; regulation of transcription by RNA polymerase II; chromatin remodeling. Gene Ontology annotation, molecular function: ATP hydrolysis activity; DNA helicase activity; ATP binding. Lineage: Eukaryota; Fungi; Ascomycota; Eurotiomycetes; Eurotiales; Aspergillaceae.